GAGCUACUGCUCCAGAAAAUCCUGAAGUGGAAGCCCUUCGCUUGGAAGUGGCAGAGAUGAAAGAGAAGUAUGAAGCCAUGUUGGAAGAAAAUAAGAAACUAAAAGCAAAGCUCGCUCAGUAUGAACCACCUCAAGAAGAGAAGCGUGGGGAAUAA
Molecule: messenger RNA, 155 nt
Organism: Podarcis lilfordi (Lilford's wall lizard)
Lineage: Eukaryota; Metazoa; Chordata; Lepidosauria; Squamata; Lacertidae
Source: the annotation of a GenBank genome assembly